AUGGAUCAAAUUCUGAUCCAGAAAUAUUUACCCAAACUGGAUGAGGAAAUGGACAUCGUUUUAGUGUUUGAAUAUCUUGAAGAAUCCAUAGUAUUGAUGCGACGAAUCUUAAACUGGGACCUCAGAUAUGUUUUACAUGGUAAACUUCGCGUUAAUAAGGUGGAGGAUAAUCGAUUAAAGUUUGGGACGAAUGUUGAAAAACUACAUAAAAGCUGUUGUCAAUUAGAUUAUCAACUUUAUGAAUUUUUUGUUCAAAAAUUGAAAGAAAAAUUAAAAGACCAGCCACCCGAUUUUUAUGAUGAACUGGCCUACUUCAGAAGAACUAGAAUGAAGUAUGAAGACUUCUGUUUGUCCUCAAUUUCUAAUGACGACAACAACGCCAGUAUUACAUUUGAAGGCAGUGCAUGGAAUCGACCAUUCGUCAUCACAUGGGAGCAUUGUAAGAAACUAUCAUUGUUGCUGGGCUUCUGUGCAUUGGUGACGACUUACAGUAUAAGACGUUACAUCAACUUUACCGUAGAUGAGGAGAAAACAAUCCGGGAACAUAUCUUAUAUCGAAAAGAAGAAUCCUGGAGUCAGAUCAAAUACAACCUGACAGGCAAUCCUGUCAAUCACAUAGCUUUUAUAAAGGUACCAAAGGCUGCCAGUACAACGGUCCAGAAUAUCUUUUUACGUUAUGGGGAUGAAACAAAUCUCAUUUUUGCUCUACCAAGGGGCCGUUUUGGGGGUGGCGAUAAGUUGACAUCACAAUUCUUCUUUCCUCCACCAAAAAACAGAAGAUAUGAUAUAUCGUGUGCGCAUGUAAUAUACAAUAGAGCAGACUUUAGCAGGGCUCUACCUACCGAUACAAAAUAUAUAGGAAUCGUAAGGGAGCCGUUCAGCCAUUUUCGAUCCAUGAUCAGAUUUGUGCAUCCCAAAUCCGUGCUAGAUAUGCCAGGAGAAAAUCCCGUUUUGGAAUAUUUGUCGAGAUUUGAUAAAUACAGGAACAAAACGAGCAUUUCUGAUAUAUUUUGCAAUAAAAUGGCACGUUACUUUGGGUUUACCGAUGACUUAAUUUUGAAGAUGGAUCAACCUCAGAUCCGGAAGUAUUUACUCAAACUGGAUGAGGAAAUGGACAUCAUAUUACUAUUUGAAUAUCUUGAUGAAUCUAUAGUAUUGAUGCGUCGAAUCUUAAACUGGGAUCUCAGACAUGUUUUAUACGGUAAACUUAGGGUUAACAAGGUGGAAGAUAAUCGCCUAAAAUUUGGAACAGACGUUGAAAAACUACAUAAAAGUUAUUCACAGUUAGAUUAUCAACUAUAUGAUUUUUUUGCUCAAAAAUUGAAAGAAAAAAUAAAAGACCAGCCACCCGAUUUUUAUGAUGAACUGGCCUACUUCAGAAAAACUAGAAUGAAGUAUGACAAUUUCUGUUUGUUCUCAAUUUCUAAUGACGAUAACAAUGCCAGUAUUACAUUUGAAGGCAGUGCAUGGAAUCGACCAUUCGUCAUCACAUGGGAACAUUGUAAGAAACUGUAUAUUCACUGCGUAACGUUUUUAGAUAUGUUGAUUGAAAAACAACCUGUAGGGUCUCCAGAGUGAUGUUGUUGUAUGGUUGAGAAUUUCACAUGUCACAUGCUUAUUUCAUUUAGUCUUAAUUGACAGGAGUUGGGGAAACAUUUUUGAUGGUAGACGUUGAUUGGAUUAAACAUGACGUGCAAACAAUACAAGCACUUUUUAU
This is a messenger RNA of Mizuhopecten yessoensis (Yesso scallop), 1717 nucleotides long. RefSeq names its product galactose-3-O-sulfotransferase 2-like. The coding region runs from base 1 to 1578 and encodes 525 amino acids. Gene Ontology annotation, cellular component: membrane. Gene Ontology annotation, molecular function: galactosylceramide sulfotransferase activity. Gene Ontology annotation, biological process: glycolipid biosynthetic process. The record is from RefSeq and is a predicted model, not a curated record. Lineage: Eukaryota; Metazoa; Mollusca; Bivalvia; Pectinida; Pectinidae. The transcript is spliced from 2 exons.